UCGAUAAAUAGCGGCUGAACGGCGGCGACACUUUCUCUCAGCCAGUCAGUGUGUGAGGGAAGCAGCAGUAGCAGUUCCCGGCCCGGUCUUUCUUCUGUCCGCUUCGUCGUUCUGUCAGUCACGUCAUGGCUUCCUCCGGAGUUCAGAAUACGUCAGCGACACCUACCUUGCAGAGAGGCAUUGUGAAGAUGGUCCUCUCAGGAUGUGCUAUUACUGUAAGAGGCCAACCACGUGGCGGUCCGCCCCCAGAGCGGAACAUCUACCUAAGUAACAUUCGUGCUGGAGCUCUUGCCCGCAGAGCUGUGGCCUCUCAGCAAGAUUCAAAAGAUGUCCCUGAUGAGCCUUGGGCCUUUCCAGCUCGAGAGUUCCUGAGGAGAAAACUUAUUGGAAAAGAAGUCUGCUUCACCAUAGAUCACAAGAUCAAUGAGGAAAGAUACUAUGGGACAGUGUUUUUGGGCAAAGAUACUUCGGGUGAGAACAUCGCAGAAUCGCUACUUGCAGAAGGGCUGGCCUCUCGACGUGAAGGUGCAAGAGCAACAACGCCUGAACAAUGCAGGUUGGCAGACAUAGAAGAGCAAGCAAGAUCUUCAAAGAAAGGACUUUGGAGUGAGGGAGGGGCUGGUUCUCAAACUAUCCGGGAAAUGAAAUACACAAUCGAAAACCCUAGGCAUUUUGUGGAUUCCUUGCAUCAGAAACCAGUGAAUGCGAUUAUUGAACAUGUUCGAGAUGGGAGUGUUGUGCGAGCCCUUCUUCUUCCUGACUACCAUAUGGUGACUGUCAUGUUGUCUGGAAUCAAGUGCCCAACAUUCAAGAGAAAUGCAGAAGGUAAAGAGGUUCCAGAACCCUUUGCUGCAGAAGCAAAGUUUUUUACAGAGUCGCGUCUACUGCAAAGAGAUGUACAGAUCGUUCUAGAGAGCAGUCACAACCAAAAUGUCCUUGGCACCAUCCUUCAUCCGAAUGGAAAUAUCACAGAAUUGCUUCUGAAAGAAGGUUUUGCUCGUUGUGUUGAUUGGUCUAUAGCUGUGUAUACCCAAGGCUCUGAGAAGCUCCGGGCAGCAGAGCGUUUUGCUAAAGAACGCAGAGUAAGGAUCUGGCGAGACUAUGUGGCCCCCACUGCCAAUAUGGAUCAGAAGGACAAACAAUUUGUGGCUAAGGUUGUUCAAGUGUUAAAUGCAGAUGCUAUGGUGGUGAAGCUGAAUUCUGGAGAGUUCAAAACCAUUCAUCUUUCCAGCAUCAGGCCUCCCAGACUUGAAGGCGAAGGAUCUCAGCAGGAUAAGAACAAGAAGCUCCGUCCACUCUACGACAUUCCAUAUAUGUUUGAGGCCAGAGAAUUUCUGCGCAAGAAGCUAAUUGGAAAGAAGGUAAAUGUAAACGUGGAUUACAUCCGAUCAGCUAGUGCCGCCACAGAAACUACUCCAGCGUUUCCUGAGCGUACCUGUGCAACAGUCACUAUUGGUGGCAUUAACAUUGCAGAAGCCCUGGUUAGCAAAGGCCUAGCCACUGUGAUCCGCUAUCGUCAGGAUGAUGAUCAGAGAUCUUCUCAUUAUGAUGAGCUAUUGGCAGCAGAGGCCCGAGCCAUCAAGAAUGCCAAGGGACUUCACAGCAAAAAGGAGGUUCCAAUACACCGGGUGGCAGACAUUUCUGGGGAUACCCAGAAAGCGAAACAGUUUCUCCCUUUCCUGCAGAGAGCUGGGCGUUCAGAAGCAAUUGUAGAGUAUGUGUUCAGUGGGUCCAGGCUCAAGCUUUACAUGCCGAAGGAAACCUGCCUCAUCACCUUUCUCCUGGCUGGUAUUGAAUGUCCAAGAGGCGCUAGGAAUAUUCCUGGUGUGGUUCAGGAAGGGGAGCCUUUUAGUGAGGAAGCCAUGAUGCAUACUAAGGAGCUAGUACUGCAGAGAGAGGUGGAGGUGGAAGUGGAAGCAAUGGACAAGGCUGGUAACUUUAUUGGGUGGCUUCAUGUGGAUGGUGUCAACCUGUCAGUUGCUCUUGUGGAACAUGCCCUUUCCAAGGUCCAUUUCACUGCAGAGCGCAGCAACUACUACAAGACUCUAGUGUCUGCAGAAGAAACAGCCAAGCAAAAGAAAGAAAAGAUCUGGUCCAAGUUUGAGGAGCAGUCUGUAGAAGAAGUAGUUGCCGUGGUGGAGGAGAAGGAAAGAAAUGCAAAUUAUAAACCCGUCCUGGUUACGGAGAUCACAGAUGAUCUGCACUUCUAUGUUCAGGAUGUUGAGACAGGUACACAACUUGAAAAACUCAUGGAAGGCAUGAGGAGUGAUAUUGUGAGCAAUCCCCCAUUGGAAGGGUCAUUCGCCCCACGCCGUGGAGACUACUGCAUUGCUAAAUUUGUGGAUGGAGAGUGGUACCGAGCUCGCGUGGAGAAGGUUGAGUCGCCCUCCAAGGUUCAUGUGUUUUACAUUGAUUAUGGAAAUAGAGAGAUUGUACCCUCCACUCGCCUGGCGACCCUCCCUACGUCUUUCAGUGUUCGUACGCUUCCCGCACAAGCAAUAGAGUAUUGUUUUGCUUUUAUUCAAGUGCCACAAGACGAAGACGCUCGUACAGAUGUUGUGGAUAAUGUGGUGCGCGAUAUUCAGAACGCUCAGUGCCUGUUGAAUGUGGAAUAUGCAGGUGCUGGCUGUCCGCAUGUGACCUUACAGUAUGCAGAUUCUAAGGAGGAUGCCGGCCUGGCUCUGGUAAAAGAGGGCCUGGUCAUGGUGGAGGUGCGCAAAGAGAAACAGUUCCAGAAACUGGUUGCAGAGUAUUUGAGUGCUCAGGAAUCUGCUAAGUCUGCAAGGUUGAACCUGUGGCGUUAUGGAGACUUCCGGGCCGAUGAUGCCGAUGAGUUUGGUUACAGACGUUAGGAUGCCAUUCCAAAGAUGACAGAGACCCCUCCCUCUUCCUGGCUCUCCAUCUCUUUCUUCCUGAGAAGAGUCGAUCCAGCAAAUAAUACCGGAUUCACUGGAAGAGGAUUGCAGGGUUCCUCCUGGACAAGUAUUUGCAUCAAUUGAAAACUUCCCAAAUAUCAGUGUAAACAGUUCAUACUACAUCUGCAAAUUUUUAAGUGUUUGGGUAUUAUUUCCUUUUUUUUAUUAUGGAAUAUGAAUUACGUGGGCUGAUAGUUUAUUUUUUUUUAUUUUUUCUUGUAACUCAGUCCUUUUUCCACAAAUCAUGUUCUGCAAAUUAAAUCAUGAGGUUUUAUCUGUCCAGUCCUUUAUAUCCCUUUAAAAAUGUAAUUGUUCCCUCCCACAUCCAGUGUCCAGGGUCAUAUGUUUUGUCUUGUGUAUUUAAUGGCUCAAUAAAGUACAGCGUUAUAAGUA
Messenger RNA from Bufo gargarizans (Asiatic toad), 3308 nucleotides. RefSeq names its product staphylococcal nuclease and tudor domain containing 1 (gene SND1). Gene Ontology annotation, biological process: regulatory ncRNA-mediated gene silencing; mRNA catabolic process. The coding region runs from base 126 to 2852 and encodes 908 amino acids. The transcript is spliced from 24 exons. Lineage: Eukaryota; Metazoa; Chordata; Amphibia; Anura; Bufonidae. Gene Ontology annotation, cellular component: nucleus; RISC complex; cytosol. Gene Ontology annotation, molecular function: RNA binding; nuclease activity. The record is from RefSeq and is a predicted model, not a curated record.